Gymnodraco acuticeps is the source of this 575-nucleotide messenger RNA. Its product is annotated as chitinase-like protein PB1E7.04c. Lineage: Eukaryota; Metazoa; Chordata; Actinopteri; Perciformes; Bathydraconidae. The transcript has 2 exons. The coding region runs from base 9 to 326 and encodes 105 amino acids. The record is from RefSeq and is a predicted model, not a curated record.
GCUCCUCCAUGGUCACUCUGAGCUCCAUGGUCACUCUGAGCUCCUCCAUGGUCAUUCUGAGCUCCAUGGUCACUCUGAGCUCCUCCAUGGUCACUCUGAGCUCCAUGGUCAUUCUGAGCUCCAUGGUCACUCAGAGCUCCAUGGUCAUUCUGAGCUCCUCCAUGGUCACUCUGAGCUCCUCCAUGGUCAUUCUGAGCUCCUCCAUGGUCACUCUGAGCUCCUCCAUGGUCAUUCUGAGCUCCUCCAUGGUCACUCUGAGCUCCUCCAUGGUCACUCUGAGCUCCUCCAUGGUCACUCUGAGCUCCUCCAUGGUCACUCUGAGCUGAAGCUGGAGCUCUGCAGGAUUCGUGUUCCAUGAUGUUUUAUUAUAAUGUCAGACUGAUGCAGGCUCCAUCUUCAUCGUGGUCCUGGUUCAGAUAUGUGACAGUAUGAGUUCCACCCUGCCGCCUCUCCUCUAUCUUAACACAUUGUUACAUAUGUACAUUGUUCUUGUAAUGGUAAUGCACCUUCUGUAUAUACAAUGAUCAUAAUGAGAGCAGAUUUAAUGUGAAAUAAAGUCUUAAUCUGUCAUUCAG